Messenger RNA from Trichomonas vaginalis G3, 198 nucleotides. RefSeq lists its product as uncharacterized. The record is from RefSeq and is a predicted model, not a curated record. The transcript has a single exon. The coding region runs from base 1 to 198 and encodes 65 amino acids. NCBI's taxonomy places the organism in Eukaryota, Parabasalia, Trichomonadida, Trichomonadidae.
AUGAAAAUUCAAGAGGGUGAAAAAACAGGUGAAAAAACAGGUGAAAAAAGAGGUGAAAUCUCACCUCUUCACCUAAAAUAUAUUUUUUGGUCCGGGAACAACUUUCUCUCAAUUGGAGCUGUAGCAUACUCUUUGCGUCUUUAUGUUAAAAUAAAUGGUACCAUUAAUGAUAUCAUGACUGUUCUCGUUCAUGUCUGA